AAAGUAGAAAGAAAAUUAAUAUAGCUGCUUAUUCUUCAAGAGUCACCCAAAUCAUUGAGUUGAACUGUGAGAAAAGACAAUUAGGGAAGGGGGUUCUUCAGAGACCAAGUUUAUAAUAAUUCGUAAUAAACAGCUAAACUGAUAGGCAUAUAAGAAAGAAGUACAAACAUGGAAUAUAAACAUAUGCAUUGCAAGAACUUCAAAGAAAAAAGAGGAAGGUGAACAUUACUGCUCAUUAAGGGGACAAAAUGACAAUGAAGAGGAAAUUAUAGUUGUUUUACUCAUACUAAUGCUAACAUUUAUACUAGCACUAUUAAUGGUACUGUUGCCUAUUAAAUAGCAACUAUGGCAAACAAUCGGAAUUAAAAUAAUACCGCCCACGCCAUAGCCAGGAACCCUCGCCGAGGCGGGUAGUGUGGCUCUGAUGAUGGCUGCGUGUGGGCGUGCGGUGGCGCUGGUGCUGCUGGCGGCGGGCGCGUCGGCUGCCCGAGGGAGAGACACGCCGACGGAGCCGCUCCUGGCCGCGCUGAUAAGACUGCAGGCAGCUCUCGACGACAUCCCCAGCUGCGAAUUCAAGACGAAGGAUCUCUGGACGGACAUCGAGAAGCGACAGCAGAGGCUGGAGAAGCUGCAGGAAGGAAUUUUCCAGAAGAUGAAUGACAUCGCCCGCAUCGAAAUGGAGUAUCCCUCGGCCACAGAGUGCCAGGAUCCCUUCCAGUGGGUGUCUGGCGGCUGCUACUACCACUCGGGCAACGAGAGGGCCACGUGGGGGGAGGCACGCUUUGCCUGUGGGCGGAUGGGCGCCGACCUCGCCCACCCGGGAGAUAACUGGUCCUUGAAAGACUACACGACGCAAAUCUCCUCGUCAGGCUACGGCUACUUCUUCAUCGGCGGGCGUGCGGACAACAGCUCCGGCUUCCGCGACUGGCACUGGGUGGACGGGCGGCCGGUGUCCAUCGAGCACCGCAUGUACUCGCAGCCCCCGGGCCUCGGCGAGUGCCUGGUCAUCGACGGGGCUGGCACUCACAGCAUGAAGGCCAAGAGCUGCGACGCGUACAAGCGAUGGUACAUUUGCGAGUUGAAAGUGAGGUCGUGAGGGGAAACGGCCGGAGGGAUGAGGAAGUAAAGCUGAUUCAGUUGGGAGUAAAAUGGUGCAUGUUUUUGAGGAGCUUUUCGUUUUGAGAUGAUGCUAUCUCGUGUAGAUUAUAUGGCGUGCUCUAUAAUGUUUAAGCGCUUAUGCACAGGCUGAACGAGUGUCUGAAAGAAACCUUAAUUUCCAUUAAGGACAAGAAUUUAUAUGCUUGAGAAACUCCACUAAUUUCAUAAUAAAAUAACAAUCCAUAUG
Molecule: messenger RNA, 1345 nt
Organism: Penaeus chinensis
Lineage: Eukaryota; Metazoa; Arthropoda; Malacostraca; Decapoda; Penaeidae
Product: CD209 antigen-like
Exons: 3
Coding region: 425-1096 (223 amino acids)
Source: RefSeq, a predicted model, not a curated record